AUGGCCUUGCGUGCUUUCGGCGCUGAUGGUACUGGCGGUAUGUUAGCCACUCUCAACGGUCUUAACUGGGCAGUUGCUCAUGGGGCUACAGUAUCAUCUCAUUCAUACACGGCUGAUGGGUCUAGCAGCGUCUUCUUGCAGGCUAUCCAGAACGCUGCCAAAGUCGGACAUAUCGUUGUGGUAGCAUCUGGUAAUGACGGUGUCAAUGUUGAUGAGGAUCCGAGGUUUCCUUGCUCUUUCACCACUCAAGUACCCUCAAUGAUGUGUGUGGGCUCUACCUCGUCCAUUGCUCCGCCUAAGGUAUCCUUCUUCUCGGAUACGGGCUCUGCAGUUAAUAUUGCUGCUCCUGGAGAGAAUAUUGUUUCGACUUGGCCAGGCGACAGAUAUGCUGUUCUGGAUGGCACUUCCAUGGCCACCCCUCAUGUAGCUGGUGUUACAGCUAUGCUCGCGACAUUGGGCUUGAAGGGUCAAGAUUUGACGAAUGCUGUCCUUGGCAGUCAGUCACAAAAGCUCGUGGCAAACGGCACUACUAUGAACUUUGGUGAGCUGGAUGCCCAGAAUGCAGUUCUUAUGUCUCUAAAUACCAGUUCACCCAGUGGAGUUACCACUUCUCCGCCCACCUCGUCUUCCUCUGCUAGGUCUCUAUGCGGUUCAUCGUUCUCUGUGGCUAUUGGACUUGCCUUAGCGAUGAUGUUGUAAUGCCUUAGGCAUUAGCCAGCUUGGUCCUCUAGUGGCGAUUUUGUAUAGCUCGCAUCGUUUGAGACGCUGUAGUUGUUCUCUUG
Molecule: messenger RNA, 782 nt
Organism: Perkinsus marinus ATCC 50983
Lineage: Eukaryota; Perkinsozoa; Perkinsida; Perkinsidae
Product: Thermitase, putative
Exons: 1
Coding region: 1-699 (232 amino acids)
Biological process (GO): proteolysis
Molecular function (GO): serine-type endopeptidase activity
Source: RefSeq, a predicted model, not a curated record